AAAACGGGAUAUAUCCCGACUGUUAAAUUCCUGUAUUCUGAUACAAAGCAAAAGAAAGCAAGCAUCGCUGCGGCAAAAGCUGCGGGCUAUGGCCGCAGCUCUGAUGGAGGAGGUCCCUUUCCACGUAUUAGAAGAGCGCUAUGCGGAUGAUGAUGAGGACGAAUGCGGAGAGCAUGGCACGUCACAGGCCAUCCCUCCGCCGCCAGCCAAAGAGACUGCCGGCGCAGCUGUCGCUGCGGAGGACCCAGCGGCCGGUAUAAUCGAACAUGACGACGAAGAUGAGGCGUUGGGGGACGACGAUGACUUUGAUAGCGAUGACGAGCUGGCCGAGGCCCUUGAAUGGGCAGACAUGCGCGAUGAUCUCAUGAACCGUGGCAACGCUGGGAUGAACUUCACGUCGGGGCUCCUCCGUCGGCCUAACGCCGCUGGCGGUGGUGCCAACCGGCAAGGAGUGCUGCAGCCUAAAGCUACUAGCAUGCAGCGUCUGGACCACCACAUGAACAGCGGUCGCAUGGGUGCAGGCGGCGGUGGCGGCAGUGCCGUACUGGACGACCCCCUAGACGCGCUGCACGGCGUGUCUGCACGUGUGUCCACCUCGGUUGCCAACGUGGUCCGCACCUCGGCCAUGCGGGAGGGCACGUCGCGCAUCGCAGCCAAGGACAAGAGCGACCGCGCCACCGUGGAGCAGGCCAUCGACCCGCGCACGCGCAUGGUGCUGUUCAAGAUGCUCAACCGCGGGCUGUUCACGGAGAUCAACGGAUGCGUGUCCACGGGCAAGGAGGCCAACGUGUACCAUGCAAGCGGGCAGGACGGACGAGACAUGGCCAUCAAGAUCUAUAAGACGUCGAUCCUGGUGUUUAAGGACCGAGACAGGUACGUUUCCGGCGACUACCGCUUCCGCAACGGCUACUGCCGCUCCAACCCGCGCAAGAUGGUCAAGAUGUGGGCGGAGAAGGAGAUGCGCAACCUGAUGCGGCUGCGGUCUGCCGGCAUCAACUCGCCGCAGCCGCUGCAGCUGCGGCUCCACGUGCUGGUGAUGGAGUUUAUCGGGGAGGACGGAGUGGCGGCGCCGCGGCUGAGGGAUGCGGGGCUGCCGCUGCCACGGCUGCGUACGGCGUACACGGAGAUGCUGAUGGUGCUCCGGAACCUGUUUCAGAAGUGCCGCCUGGUGCAUGCGGACCUGUCGGAGUACAACAUCCUCUACCACAAGGGAGAGCUGUACAUCAUCGACGUGAGCCAGGCGGUGGAUCUGGACCACCCCAAGGCGCUGGACUUCCUGCGGGAGGACUGCAAGCACAUCAACGACUACUUCCGCCGCUGCGGGGUGGCCACACUGUCGGUGCGCGAGACGUUCGACUUUGUGGUGGACCCCGCCAUCAACGAAGAGAACAUGGAUGCGGCGCUGGAGCGGCUCAGCGAGCUGGCGGCGAGCCGCCCCAUCAACGUGGCUCCCGAGGAGGAGGUGGCCGAGGCGGUGUUCCACCAGGCCUUCAUCCCGCGGCGGCUGGAGGAGGUGGUGCACUUUGAGCGCGACCACGAGCGGCUGCAGCGCGGCAAGGACACGGAGGGCAUCUACUACACCACCAUCACGGGAAUGAAGCAGGACGGCUCGGGGGCGCGCGCGCAGCCGGUGGUGCUAGGGGAGACGUCGGCAGCGGCGCCUGAGGUAGCAGCGGAGGCGGCUAGUGCGGCGGGGUGCCAAGGGGGAAUGGCGGAAAAGGGGCGGUUAGCUGAGGAUGUGCAGGCGGCGAAUGGUUGCGAGGCGCAGCCGCCCGCAUCAGCAGCCGUGGGGCCGAGUGCAGGGUGUACGGCAGCGUCUGGGUCAUCACAGCCGGCGUGCCCUAGCGGGGACCCUGCAGCGGACGGUGGGGGCGAUGACGAGGAGUGCUCUGGGUCGGGGAGUGAUGACGAGGACGAUGAGGAAGGCAGCGAAGAGGGCGAGGGCGGGCCGGGCGACAAGGACGCUCAGCGCGCAGCCCGCAAGGCCCAUAAGAAGGCUGUCAAGGAGGCGAACCGCGAGAAACGGAAAAGCAAGGUUCCUAAGCAUGUCAAGAAGGCGAAAACGAAGGGCGGGAAUAAGAAGAAGUAGGAGCGCUUGGGACAAGCCUAGUGACGCAGGAUGAGUAGCAUAUAAUGGGAUGCAUACUUUUUUCCUUCUGCAUUGUUCCUUUUGGCUUUUUGUGUUCAGUGUUUACAGUGACCACGGGGGGAGCUAGGAUAGCAUGACUUGCAUCUAACUGUAGCAUCGAACAUCUUAGCUAGGCUUUUGACUGGAUGGUGACUUACGCAGGUCAUGAGUACAUGGCAUGGCUGCCGGGGUUCACGAUUGUGCCGACUUGCGACGUUGAAUUGCAAUAUUCAUGAAAUGCCAUGGUUUCCAUACCGUAGCAGCCAUGUGACACGCAUCAGUCACGCAGCGGGUUAUUGUGGAUCGGACCUUCGAACGUUCCCCGGUCGGGUCGGCAUGACAGGUUGUAUACGUUUUGAACCCAAUGGUUUAUGUGCAUUUCAUCGUAAAACAUUGCAAUAUCUGUGCUUAGGG
Messenger RNA from Astrephomene gubernaculifera, 2542 nucleotides. The record is from the annotation of a GenBank genome assembly. NCBI's taxonomy places the organism in Eukaryota, Viridiplantae, Chlorophyta, Chlorophyceae, Chlamydomonadales, Astrephomenaceae.